GGUUUUAUCAAAAAAUCAAUAAACCAGCAACAAUUUCCAUAUAACAAAUAGGUCAUAAAACCGGAAAAACACUAUUUACCAUUCAAUUAGUGGUACUUGUUCCAAACUAUCUUCCAUAAUCAGUAACCUAGUAAUUUUUGUAUAUAAACCUAAAGAAAAUCGUUUGAAAUCAUACAUUUUCAGCAGCUCUAACAAAAUGGUUCCUUCAAAUUUCAUCUUAAUUUUGGUGUUAUUCACUUAUGGAUGUAAUUGCCACAUCUUCAACGAUUUUCUAAUACGAGACAACAUCGCAUUGUCAAAAUGUAAGCAAAUUUUAAUUUAUAACUUAUUAGCAUUUUUAUAUCUUUUUUAUUUAUUAGUGUCGCCAUAUCAGACAAAAUGUAAUUCGACAUUACCGGGUGGUGUUCACGAAGAGGGUAUUUGCAAGACAAGAACCGAAUGUUUGCUUACCGGUGGCAUCCCUAGAGGCCAUUGCGGCUUUCUAUCCACCUGUUGCGCCUAUACGAAGAGUUGCGGUCGAACGUCGAACGCAAAAGUGUCAUACUUUAGUAGCGGGUUAAUCUCGAAUGAAGUACGCGAAGGGUUAUGCACGUACAAUGUCGUUGUGGCUAACGAAAAUGUUUGCCAAAUCAGAUUAGACUUUUUGCAAUUUGAAACAACACCACCAUCAUCAUCAACAAAUGGACUUGAUGUGUUUUGUAUUGUUGAUAAUUUUUAUGUUACACCUACUAGCAGAGGAAUGCCACAAAUUUGUGGUCACAAUUCAGGACAACAUGUUUAUGUUGAUGUACCAAAUCACAAGAAAAACAUCGAAUUGAAUAUGAAAAUUGGAUCCAAUUCCAUUCCACGACCUUACUGGAAUAUUAAAAUCACUCAAUUGGAAUGUCCAAGACAAGAAUCACUUUUACAUAAGAUCGAUAAAGAAUUGGUGUACGAUUAUAAUUAUUUGGCGCCUUCUGGUUGCUUACAAUAUUUUACUGAACCCUCUGGAAUAAUAACAAGUUUUGGUUUUAACUAUGAUUCUGUUACAAUGAUAGGAGACCCUUACGUUUCUAAUCAACAUUAUUCUAUAUGUUUUAAGAGAUAUGAGAAUAAGUGCGGAAUUAUCGCAACGAUUGUAUAUGCUCAAUUACGUGCUACUAAUGGCGAGACAAACUGUUCGCCCACAAAUCAUUACUUACAAAUCAGUGGACGUGCAGGAUUUAUAUGUGCAAAUGAUGGUACACCAACAACAGGUCCCAUUGAAAACUUUCCAAUCAUAGCUAGUCCACCAGGACCUAUCCACAUUGAUUUUCAUGCUGAAAGCAAUCAAAAUUCUGUUGGUUUCAACAUCAAUUAUGAGUUAGUAGCAUCAUGUGGAGAUGUUUAUAAAUAGAUUUACAUAAUAUGUAUUUACUGAAAUUAAAAUAUAAUAUAAACUAUAUUUAUAAAGAA
This is a messenger RNA of Onthophagus taurus, 1434 nucleotides long. NCBI's taxonomy places the organism in Eukaryota, Metazoa, Arthropoda, Insecta, Coleoptera, Scarabaeidae. The record is from RefSeq and is a predicted model, not a curated record.